CCAGCAGACACGAGCGCCACAGACGCGGAUACCUCAGCCAAAUUCACAGAGUCCAGUCACACUGAGAGAACAGUUAAUUAGUCUUUUUAUUUGUUUUCGCUGUAUGUGUCUCCCCCUCAAUUAAGUUGAUGAUAGCUUAGUUUGAGAACAGCGGACACGUCUUCAAGAUAUAUCAAGCAUGACUUUGGAUAAUAACGGAUCUUGAAGUGUCAAACUGCGCCUCAGACUUCCAGAAAAUAACGACAGACACCAGCUCUCACAGGUCCACAGGAGCAGUAAUCUCCUCUCCAGUCAUGAAGACUGCUGGGGAACCAGACAAAAAGCGGCAGAGGAGCAGACAUCAGCGUCUCCACCAGGUCGGGAUGGGACGGUUCUCCGGUGUCUGGUGGUCUACCUUGAUGAUGCUCUUCUUCUCUCUGCCAAAGGUGGACUGCAUGAAGGAGAGUGUGCCAAGAGUUAAACUCGGCUACAAAGAGCUGAUCCAUUCUCAAAGUGUGGUGCCAUUUGUGGGUUCCAGCCAGGGACAGCAGUUUCAGACAGUACUUUUGGAUGAGGAGAAAAGCCGAUUACUGCUGGGAGCCAAAGACCACAUUUACCUACUGGACCCAGACAACAUCAAUAAACACCCCAAAAAGAUGAGCUGGCCAGCUCCAAGAGACAGGGUGGAUAUGUGUAUACUUGCUGGUAAAAACCCUCUUACCGAAUGUGCUAAUUUCAUACGAGUUUUGCACAGCUAUAACCGGACCCAUGUCUACGCCUGUGGCACUGGAGCCUUCCACCCCACCUGUGCUUUCUUAGAGGUCAAAGGUCACAAAGAGGACAGCUGGCUGCACCUCCACAGCAACACUGUGGAAUCUGGCCGAAUGAAAUGUCCUUUUGAUCCACACCAGCCUUUUGCUUCAGUACUCACAGAUCAGUAUCUCUAUGCUGGCACCGCGUCUGAUUUCCUGGGCAAGGACACCACGUUUAGCCGCUCUCUUGGCCCGCCCCCAGACCAGCAGUACAUUCGCACAGACAUCUCUGAGGACUACUGGAUCAACGAGGGCAAGUUUAUUUCUGCUCAUCCCAUCGCAGACACCUACAACCCUGAUGAUGACAAGAUUUACUUCUUUUUCCGUGAGGCAUCCCGUGAUGGGAGCACUGCAGACAAGAGCGUGCUGUCUCGUGUCGCCCGGAUCUGCCGGAAUGAUGUUGGCGGUUUGAGAAGUCUUACCAACAAAUGGACAACAUUCCUCAAAGCAAGACUUGUGUGCUCCAUUCCUGGGCCAGAUGGAGUGGACACACACUUUGAUGAGCUCCAGGACAUCUUUUUCCUCCCUAGCAGAGAUGAUAGAAAUCCAAUGGUGUAUGGAGUGUUCACCACCACCAGUUCUAUCUUUAAAGGAUCGGCGGUGUGUGUCUAUAACAUGCAAGACAUCCGUGCAGUGUUUAAUGGACCGUAUGCUCAUAAAGAGGGACCAGACCAUCGCUGGGUGGAAUAUGAAGGCAGAAUCCCCUAUCCACGACCGGGCACUUGCCCCAGUCGGACAUAUGAUCCUCAUAUAAAAACGACUAAAGACUUUCCAGAUGAAGUCAUCAGUUUUAUACGAUUGCACCCGCUCAUGUACCGCUCCGUGCACCCAAUGACGGGCCGACCAAUUUUCACUCGUAUCAAUACAGAGUACCGGCUCACUCAGAUUGUAGUGGACCGUGUGGCAGCUGAGGACGGACAGUAUGCUGUUAUGUUCUUGGGCACAGAUAUGGGAUCCGUUUUGAAGGUUGUCAGCAUCACUCAAGAAAACUGGUCCACAGAGGAGAUCAUCUUAGAGGAGCUUCAGGUGUUCAAGAGUCCUUCACCCAUCCUCAACAUGGAAAUCUCCUCAAAGCAGCAGCAGCUGUUUGUUGGAGGAAGCGACGGGUUAGUGCAGGUGUCCCUGCACAGGUGCCAUAUUUAUGGGCAGGGCUGUGCAGAAUGCUGCCUGGCUAGAGACCCCUACUGCGCUUGGGACGGCACCCAGUGCUCCAGAUACAUUCCAGCCUCUAAGAGGAGGGCCAGAAGGCAGGACAUCAAACAUGGAGAUCCAUCCAGCCAUUGUUGGGACACAGAAGAUGUGUUAGGGAGGAAUGUUGAGGAAAAGGUGUUGUACGGAGUGGAGAGUAACUCCUCUUUUCUUGAGUGUGUUUCUAAAUCCCAGCAGGCCUUGAUCCGCUGGUUCGUACUGAAGCCAGGAACGGACCACCGUCAAGAGAUCAAACCAGACGAGCGUGUGCUGAUAACCGAGAGAGGAUUGCUGAUUCGUUGGCUCCAUCUUAGCGAUGCAGGUUCCUACUUCUGCACCUCCCAGGAGCACAGCUUCACCCGUAACCUCCUCCACCUCUCUCUACACGUCCUGGACCGCGGACAGCUCCACGGACAGCUCCAUGGACAGCUCCAUGGACACCAUUCUUCUAUACGGGAAUCAUCAGAAAACCCUACCGUGACCGAACCCCGUCAGCGCUAUAAGGACUAUUUGCGCAUGUUGAGCGGCUCUGCGCGCUCUCUAGACGAGUACUGUGAAACGCUCUGGCACAGAGAGAAGAAGCAAAAACAGAAGGGCAAAUGGAAGCAUGUCCAAGAGUUCCGCAAGAGCAGGAACCGACGCCACCACUAGGGGUGCCAAUGAUGCAUGGAUUCGAGUGUGAGGUUAGGAGGGUCACAGUGCCCUGGGAGCCACUGGAUGUGGAUUAAAUGAACUCAAACAAUCUCAAAACCAAAUACAAAUACAGAAACGAACCAUCUCCUGACCAGUCUGUUUAUGCAAAGCAAAAAGUCCUCCAGAAAACAUCAAUCCUACCAUUAAACAUUAAUCAUGUUUCCGUUUUAACCGAUGCCUCAAAUAUGACCCAGUGAUUCUUUACCAUUUAGAAAUGAACCUUUAGCCAAAAUACCUAUGUGAUUAGUCAUCUUGGUUGAACUUUUUAUGCAAGACACUACAGGUAAAUCCAUUGUGGCGCUGGUCAAUUUUGAUAUUUUGAGCUAUUUCUCUUCCAUAACUUUUCUUCUUUCAGACUAGUAGAAAGAAAACAUCAAAACGCACAUUUAAUUCUCAAAAUAAGUUUUUUUUUUCCCUCAUGCAGUGAGAGAAAAAUCUCCACUUUAGUAGUACUUACUUUAACCAUAUAUAUAUAUAUAUUACAUAUAUAUUAUUUUGGCCGUUUCUGGUGUUUUCUGAUUUAUGGAGUGAUAAGAGAUAUCUGAAAACCCCUAUGUACAUGAACCAUAUAUAUAUAUAUAUAUAUAUAUAUAUAUAUAAUUUCAGAAAACUUGUAAUACAAAACAACUGUCUUAAUGUACUCUGGUUAAUCAACUGGGGACGUACAGUGAUAUAUUUAUUAGUUAAACAUGUUACCCUAUUUACCUGUAGUGUCUUGCCUUAAAAUGUCAAAAUCUAUGGAGCAAUGUAUGCUAUACUAAAAUCAUAUGGCUAUAAACCUAAAAACGAUGCUCAAAACCAGGAUUGUUCAGUCUCAUAUGUCUGGAUUAGGUUUUUUUCAAAACAUGGCACCAGUUCAUUGCGCUUUAAUUUUAACCAAGAAUAAAAAUGCAUUCAUGUUGAAUGUAUGUAAAUAUUUAUAUUAUUUGUACAUGAGAUUGUGCAUGCGUUAGCAUUAUUUACAUAGAAUUCUCUUUUGAGAUUACAGUUUUAACCAAGCAUUUAAAUUUCACUGAGUAAAAUACAUUAUUUUUGUAUUUUUUCAAUUUGUCCUACUGUAGGUAAUUUGUUUAUGGCAUAUGACAUUAUUUAAAAUUAAUAUGGUGUUGAAAUAAACUUUUUUAUUUCUACUUAACUGUGCAAUGGUGAAAAGACAGUGACAUUAUUCUGUAUUCUUCAGGUAAAAACAAAAGGAGAUUUAUACCCAGGCUGUUUUUUCCAUACAUUGCCAGUUUAUGGUGACCACGGUCUUGUCAAGCUCCAAAAAUACAAAAAAGUGCCAUAAAAGAGGUCUAUAAAACCCUGUAAUAUGCACUAUAUUCCAAGCUAUACAAUAUCUGGUAUGAAAAGCAUAUUAAAAGAGUAUGUGGUGAUUA
Messenger RNA from Ctenopharyngodon idella (grass carp), 4048 nucleotides. RefSeq names its product sema domain, immunoglobulin domain (Ig), short basic domain, secreted, (semaphorin) 3D (gene sema3d). The transcript is spliced from 18 exons. Bases 294 to 2630 code for a protein of 778 amino acids. Gene Ontology annotation, biological process: positive regulation of cell migration; axon guidance; negative chemotaxis. Gene Ontology annotation, molecular function: chemorepellent activity; semaphorin receptor binding. The record is from RefSeq and is a predicted model, not a curated record. Lineage: Eukaryota; Metazoa; Chordata; Actinopteri; Cypriniformes; Xenocyprididae.